This is a messenger RNA of Hippopotamus amphibius kiboko, 939 nucleotides long. RefSeq names its product olfactory receptor 52A1. Gene Ontology annotation, molecular function: olfactory receptor activity; G protein-coupled receptor activity. The coding region runs from base 1 to 939 and encodes 312 amino acids. The transcript has a single exon. The record is from RefSeq and is a predicted model, not a curated record. Gene Ontology annotation, cellular component: membrane. Lineage: Eukaryota; Metazoa; Chordata; Mammalia; Artiodactyla; Hippopotamidae. Gene Ontology annotation, biological process: G protein-coupled receptor signaling pathway.
AUGUCCAUUUCCAACAUCACAGUCUUCAUGCCUUCUGUGUUGACACUAACAGGGAUCCCAGGCCUGGAGUCCGUGCAGUGCUGGAUUGGGAUUCCAUUCUGUGCCAUGUACCUCAUUGCUGUGAUUGGAAAUUUCCUGCUUUUGAUCAUCAUCAAAUCAGAACGCAGCCUCCAUGAGCCCAUGUACAUUUUCCUAGGCAUGUUAGGAGUCACAGAUAUUGUACUUAGUACCAGCGUUGUGCCCAAGAUGGUUGGAAUCUUCUGGUUUCAUGUACCAGAAAUAUAUUUUGAUUCUUGCUUGCUUCAAAUGUGGCUCAUCCACACAUUUCAGGGAAUAGAGUCAGGCAUCCUGCUGGCUAUGGCCCUGGACCGCUAUGUGGCCAUCUGUUAUCCCCUGAGACAUGCUGCCAUCUUUACACCCCAGCUAGUCACUCAAAUCGCAGCUAUGGUAACACUUAGGGCUGCCAUUCUUGUAGCCCCAUGCCUAAUGCUGAUAAAGUUCCGGCUGCAAUUUUAUCACACAACAGUCGUCUCCCACUCAUACUGUGAGCAUAUGGCCAUUGUGAAACUGGCUGCAGAAAAUAUCCGGGUCAACAAAAUCUAUGGUUUGUUUGUGGCCUUCACUGUUGCAGGGCUUGAUCUCAUAUUAAUCACCUUGUCCUAUAUACAGAUAUUUAUCACAGUUUUCCUUCUGCCCCAGAAAGAGGCUAGGUUGAAAGCAUUCAAUACUUGCAUCGCUCACAUCUGUGUCUUCCUCCAGUUCUACCUCCUUGCCUUCUUCUCCUUCUUUGCACAUAGAUUUGGGUCUUACAUCCCCCCUUACAUCCACAUCCUCUUUUCUAGCAUUUACUUGCUGGUCCCUCCAUUUCUCAAUCCACUUGUCUAUGGUGCAAAGACGAAGCAGAUCCGUGUCCAUAUGGUAAAAAGGUUCUGUUCAUAA